CGCCGCACGGUCGCUGCCGCCGCCGCCCGGCUCAAUGCUGCAUCUGGCUCGCUGCGUCCUCCCGCUUUGUAGGUUUCCUGUGCACCGUCCCCCUUUUAAACGUUUAGUGCUUAUGUGUGUGUGUGCAGUGCGUGCGUGCGUGUGUCUGUGCUUCAAACAGUGUUGUCGUUUGCCUCCAUGAAGUGGCCGCCGACGGGGCCUUGGAUACAAAGGCUUGCAGCCUUCAUGGGAUGGUAGGAACUACUGCUGCGCGAAACUUUGCAUCUGUGGAUUGCAGCGUUGAGCUAUGCCGUUCAGCAUCCGACGGUUCACGCUGCAGAGGAGCCUGUCGAGCAGCGUCACGGAGACCAAGUCUCAGGGCUCCGGGCCGGACAUGGUAGGCGCUGGGAGGGCCAUACGGAAAUCCGCCUCACAAGAGGAAGGCAGGCACAAACAACAGGCCGCUUCUUUCCCGGCCUCGCGCUCGGCGGAUGCAGCGGAGCUCAGGCGACCUCCUCCUGACAGGCCCCCGCAGUUGCCUCCCAGGGGACCUCUGCCCCAGAGAGCCGCUAGUGUGGACCGAGCAACGCCUCCUUCCUCUGGGUCCUCUAUUCUUUCCAGGUGGCGCCACUCGGGAAAAUCGAAAAGCGUGUGCAUGUCGGAGCCCCGGGAGUAUCCUCUGGACGACGGGAACGCAUCUAGACGGAACUACGGACCUCUUCCCCCGGCCCGAUCUUCUUUGCGCGUCGGAGUGCGUUUUCAAGAUCGCCGAGACGAUGCUUUCAGGAACACGGAAAACAGCCGCAGCUUUGACAGCGCUCAACUGCCUCCCAGCGGCAAGCAGCAGCAGCAGCAACAACAACAACAACAGCAACCACCACCGGGUGUUCCAGCAUCGGGGGACUGGCAACUCCAGUCCCGCGUUCCCGAAGCCACGACUCACCACACGGUUAGGAGGCCGAUGGCCAGAAGACAACACUCCGUCUCCGAUGAGCACGACCUCGAGUUGCAACGCUCACUCAUGGAGCUCGAGAGAGAUCGGUCGGACACCUCCUCCAUCAUUUCCACUUCCUCAUCCUCCAGAGAUGCCCUCCUGCGCCACCUGCAACUCAAGUACCCGCAGUUUGCUGACGUCAUUGCUGGAAACAAACAUGCUGUGCUUCAGAGCCAACUGGGUCCUGGCGGUGGAGGCCGGGGCGGUGGACCAGGCAUGUACCAUCCCCCGGCCAGCGUGUACGACGACGACCCGGGCAUCAUGUCCGAGGUGGAGACAUCGGCGACGGGAAUCCGGCGGGCCACAAAGGCCCGGUCCAGCUUACCCGUCGUACGCACGCCUUCCAAGACACAGGAAAGGCCGCUUGGGAGGAUGUCCCUUGUGAAGCCUCCUCCCGCAGAACAUGGCCACUGGCAGGAUGACAAAGGAAAUCAGUACAAGGAGGACUUCGUGCUCUCAAUGUCGCCGUCAGGAGGCUUGUAUGCUUACAAUGACCUCACGUCACGAGCAGCCAUGAUGAUGUCACUAGGGCUGGUGUUCCUGCAGUACCGGAGCGAGACGAAACGGGCUCUGCUGCCCAACGAGAUAACUUCGAUCGACACGGUGAAGGCACUCUUCGUGCGUUCCUUCCCCAAGCAACUCACCAUGGAGUACCUGGAUUCGCCUCACAUCCGGAUCUACAUACACGACCCCUCCAAGGACAUGUUCUACGAGCUCGAAGACCUCAGAGACAUCCGAGACCGCUCCGUGCUGCGAAUAUACGAGCAGGACGUCAACGGCGGCGGAGUGUACAGCACCUACGACCAAGACAUGAGCUACUUCUCGGAGCCGGAAUUCGACUCCGAGUAUCAAAACCAGCACAUUCACAGGGCCAAGGCAAGCAAGUCACAGAACUCGAACUACUACACCGCUGGUCCGGUUUACCAGAACCGAACUCAGACGCUACCGCACGGUGCUGUCCUACGAUCGUACUCGCCGGCUCCUAACGAACGACCCAAGACGCAGAACGCACCUCACGCUGGGUAUUCUCAGACACUCCCUCGGGGUAUGACAUAUUCAUCGAUGGCUCUUAGUCCGGAGAAGCGACAGCCGGGACUCUUGGUGUCUUCUGAAUUCCCAAUGAGUCAGUCUCAAGAAGGCCUUCAUCAUAAAGGUGGCGCUCCGCAUGGUGGACCGCCCCCGAAACCACAGCGGUCCUACCACCAACCCCUCCCGCCCUUAAACAAGACGAUGCGACCUGCAGCACCCUCGCCUCUCACCUCACCCAGGUCUCCUCUUCCAAGGCCGCCUUCAGUACCACUGUCGCAAAGCCGUUCCCUGUCGCCAGAUCAUGGCUGUCCCCAGGACAGCUACCAGUCGAUGCCCUUCCCUUCUCCCACGGGCCAGCCUUACCAUGGGCCUGCUUCUUCCUCUCCCCGGCGCUACGACCUUGCCUACCAGGGUUCGCCUGAGCGUCGCGCCUCUGCCGACCAAAGUUACCUAUCGUCCCCAGAAAGGCGGCUAGACCAUCAGCGUUCUCUCCCAGCCGCCUUCAACUCUGCCUAUGAAGAACCCUUCUACGGAGACCAGGCCGGCUAUGGCACGCGGUCCGGAAGUGCUACACCCAUCAUUGACGAAGAAGCGCGGAUGCGGGUGGAGUACAUGGAACGGCAGCUGGCCAGCCUGACGGGUUUGGUGCACAAAGCUUUGGCUGCGGGAACGGCUCCCAGACCACAGAGCCAUCUAAUCCCCACCAGAGACACCGAUCUUCCUCCUGAGAAGGAAAAGUCAGAUGAGGUAUGCCUGCCAGAACACGAUGUGCAGAAACAUCCCUUCAAAGAGGAGAAGUCAGUGUCGUUCUCUGACGAGACCACGACCCUGGGUUCCCACAAACAAAGGCAACACACUCCGCAGGCAGCAGAGAAACCCUCCAAGCCUGCGAUUAAAGGUCUACGCUCGCACUCAAUAUCAGAUGAUUAUUCGAAUGGACCACCGGCUCUACCAGACAAAGAUGGAAGGCCGUCCAAGCCAGCUCCUCCUCCCAAGCCUGCUUCCCUCAGUGGGGCUCUCGAUUCACGACAACAUUCCUCUUCACCAGCAAAAGAGCUUCACUUUACGCCCGAAAUAUGCUCCCAACUGCGGCAGCUUCGCCGACAGACGAAAGACCUUCGCCUCGAAGUGAGGAACCUGCGUCGGAUGGCGCAGGCACAAGCUGUCACGGCUAGGGAGACAGUGCGGGAGACUUGCCUCAAGAUUAAGGUGAUGCUUGCAGCUAUUCAAGUGGGUGAAGAUCAGGUUUGCUCUGAAAGACUACGAGUCUCCAGGGACGAAGAUAUGUACAGGCAGGAUGUAACCAGGCUAGAAAAGGACCUUUCGGAUCUGGAAAGUCAGGUGGAAGAAUUGAGGAGUAAUGUGAUCAACCGAAGAUGUCGUGUCAACAUGGGCAAUGUCGAGAGUAUGGCACUGGUGUUGAGUCGAGCAAGCAAAACAGUGGCAGACCUCAAAGCUCGUUUCCCAAGUUUGCAGGACAGUCUGAAGUCUGUCAUGGGUGCUGAAAUGGAAGUAGUUGUUAGAGAAGAGAAAUUCUUGAAGGAAGAACCAGAAAGACUAGAAAGUGCUCUGCGUAGAUGCAAAAAGCUAACGGGAACUUUAGUAACUCUUAAAAGACUUGCUUCGGUUCAGGAGCAAAGACAUACAGGAGCACACACGCUGCCCGAAAAAGCUGCCUCAGCUGACGGGCCCCAUUCGGACGGAGAGGCCCACACAGCAAGGUCGAGCAGACAAGCUUGGAAGCGGAGUUCUAAUUUCCGGCAAAAAAUAGAUGGAGAGAGGCUGACGUCUGAAGGGCUUGAAGGAACAAUGAGCCUCGAUUCAGACGCUCAUCUUAUGAGCAGCGAGCCGAAAGGCCCGCGGUCGGAAAACGCCCUGGAUGCUCUCCUGGACGAGCUGCAGACCUUCUCUAAGGCGGACGCGAAACGUCGCCCAACGUCCGCGGAUUCCCCUGUGCGUAAGCCGCCCGUGCCGGUCAUCCCUGUCACCGGAAUGAAAGAGGUGAAGAAAGCACCUCCGCCGCCGCCUCGUACCACGAGUCGGUCCCCCGCCACUUCGCCCACGGGACGACGCGAUCCUCUGCGUACCAACGCCCUGGCAGGCGAGGAAGCCCGUCGGGACCGACUCUCUUCAAACAGUAGUAGCAGCGAAAGCGUCAACUCGCAGGAGGGCCUCCGCAGGAGCCGUCAGGAACUCCUCGACUCCCGGCAUCAAGAGCUUCUCAGAAAGCAGCGACAGCUCCAGGAGCAGUAUGCACGUCUUCAACUGCUCCAGAGGUUAUCUCCCCCGAAGCCCGACCUCAAGAAAACGGGUUCUGAGAGCAACAUAUUGCAUAAGGCCUCGCUCUCGCUGGGUGCCCCCUCAGGUUCUUUGACGCAACUCGCUUCCCUUUCUUCGUCGUCGUCGUCGGCGGCGGUGACGACCAACGCAUCUAACGGGUCAACCGGCGGCGGUACUACGGGUGGGCUUCUUCGGUCGGGUGCCAAGAUCUACGAAACCGAUAUUUUAUAAUGGUCUUUGGGUAGAUGCAUUUCUUUUGUUCUGGUAGUGGAGGGCUGCUGGAAGACUGUGCUACCGUUUGCACAAGUGCGGGAAAGUAGGCUGCGUUUGAAACUGCGAUGUUCGCCAACUUGGCAGGAGAUUGGGCCCUUUGUCAUGGGAUGCAACGAGGACGUUCUUAGCGCAGCUUAGUUAUCGCUCCCACUUGAGAAUGGCCUUGUUUUGCCCAUGACCCUUUUCAGUAGAGCCUGCUUAUCAACGCAAUAGGGCUUUUGAUCGCGAUUGAAAUGAUACAGUUCUUCUACAGCAGCCCUCGAUGUGCAUUGCGGUGCUUGGCCAACAGUUGUGUGGCCGUCGCGAUAACAUUAUUGUACAGCAGAAAGAGAACCGGGCUGGGACCGUUUUAAAUACUCAAAGCGGCAAACGCAAUGCAAAAAAAAAAUCAUGCAAACGCAUGUCGGUCAUGCUGCUGACUCCCUGUUAGAUGAAAAUUAUCCUGAUAUAUCGUUGUAUUUCUUUGCGUAUGCGAGCGUUUCCUCGACCGCGUUCUUCUCCAAAGGCCUUGCAUUGCUUGUGUUGGGCAGAUAUGACUUAGUCAAAGUGGUAACAAAGUGUUUACAGCGAGAGAGAACAACGCCAUAGCGUGCUGUCUGUGAGCACGGUUUGUCGAUCUGCCUCCCAAUCUUAUGAGAAGGUCGCCAUGUUCCACCGUUCUUUCAUGUGAUCUAUAAUGACACGCAUGCACCGUUUUAUGACGUAGGAAAGCAGUACAGAAAAUGAUUAUACGCUUCAAUUAGACUUAAAUGUGCCACGUUUUUUUGUUUUACCAGUUCCUAACUUAAUGGCGAAAGUUGACACUGGAUAAAGCUUCGAAAGCAGAGUGCUUGGUCUUUCGGAUAAAAUUUAUUUUAAUUCGCUUGUGCAAACCUACGAGAAAAAGCAGCAUAUAUAUAAAAGCAGAAUAUUUAUGCAAAAAUCACUAACAGGACAAUUUAAGUCGGCUACACGCCUGCGCGGGAGAAAGUAGCAAAGCUCACUCAGGUGAUGGGAGCUCCUGACUUCUCAGGCUCACAAAGCAACAUCUGCGACGCUGUUCUCUCUUAGGCAGCAGCUAGUUUUACUAUAACCAACCGACGUCAGGGAGCCUAAACGCGUGACUUUGUUCUUGUUCUGUACGCCGACAAGAUUGAGGGCUUUACUGGCGUUUUCUGUUCCUCCAGUGCCCUUUUCCUGUCGCUUUGGAGAAGGUAUAUGCCAAAGAACUAUUAUACUAAUUGUUAGGAGACAAAGUGAAGGCGGCGAUAUACUUCUAUAGUCCGUGUUUGACUACUUGUACGUUUGCUGCCAGAAUAGGCGUCAGUGUUUAUAAUAUUGUUGAGCGGAUCUAAUACACAAGUUCAAGAUGUACAGACAGGAACGGCGAACUGAAAUAGGGCCGGAACGGGCCAUGCGAGCUAGACAGGCUUCAUGCUGACCGCAUCCGAAUUUGUGACGCUGUGCUGACUGGGCUAAUUCUAAAAGACAUCAUCCCUUCUCUGCAAGCGUAUCGUUCUGGAACCGAUCGUUCGGCAGCGUUCACCUGCGAGGAGACUUGUAGCUGCACUGCCGGCGACAAAACAUUACUUCAAAAAUAUUAGGAGAUAACGUCGGCCGACCUUUAGGUCAUCUUCCUCGCGGUACUCUAUUUGUGACAGUGCAUAUUUGAUGGCGGCCACUCAUGCUUGUAGAAGGGUGACGGAGUGCACCAGAAUUGUGCAUAUGACGCUAAUUUGUAACUCCAGAUGGUGUUCCAUACAUCUUGCUCUUCGCUUUUACAAUCCAAUACAGUCCGCUCUUGUUUCUGCAAGGUGAGGCGCCUCCAGCACAUUGUCCGCAUGACCGAGUAAUGGUGCUCGUACACCAGAGGACGCUGGCUCCCAUGGUCCGUUCCUGCAAUUGCCGCCGGAUGAACUGUACGUUGCUUUCAGUUCUUGCGGACAGGCCACACAGUCGAAAGAGACGUCUGUGGCGUCUUUCUCGGUCAGGUAUUAUUGCUCAUUUUGCGUACCGUCUGGAAUUCUGCGGUAACAAAUCGGUCUGAAUUUUCCUCGUGAGAGAUUCAGGAGACGGGACUGUCUUUGAAAACGUCAUGUGAAAUAGGCAGGCCGUUUAUCAUCGCAGUGGGCUGAGUGUCAUAUCAUCGUCAUUGCAUAGGUUGAUUCUAAGGAAAAUCAUCGCUCAACAUCUUGACGUGAGCUGGUGAUGCAUAAAUAGAAAGGUUUAAUGAAACACCAAUAAUAACUAUGGAGGUCUCCCGCCUGUGCUUGAUACCAUUUGCUUUAAAGAACCAAUCAGGACUGUCGGGUCUCUUCGACGUCAUCGCAGUCGCGGGCGGCGCCCGCAAACGGGGCAGUGUACUUCAGUUCGUGGUCCAAACUCGAAAUUAUUUCUUCAAAAUUGUUAGUAAAAAAAUCACUGUGACGACCACUCCAAGUGAUACGGUGUCUCCCAUCACGAUAAAUUUGAAAAUGCAUUGUGUCCCAAGUAACUUGGACAAUUAUUUGUUCAUAUCAAUUAUUUCCUUCUCAUGCAUAUUCAACAUGAGGCUCCUUGCAACCCAGCACCGGAGAAUGACUGACUAAUAAUGAUGAGAUGAAUGGCUAAUGUAUGUCGUAUUUCAUGACGCGUUAGUAAUGAGGACGUCGUUGUGCCUCUGCACGACCACUUCCAUUCACACCCGCGAGCCUCGCGCGAAAAUGCUUACAUGAGAAGUGUCCGCAGCAUCGUCUUCACAAGGUUCCAGGUUCGAGUUCAACACCUUCAUCAGCUGAAGUAGCAGAUGAUACUGUUGUUACAUAUUUUUAAAGGUCCUCGUUGUUUCUUGGACAUUCUUUGGAGACUUUUCUUGUACAUUGUAUACGAUCCGUGCAAGAACCCCCUUCAUGUGACUGAGAUCCGUUUUAGCGCCAUAGGUGACAGGACUGCGACGAAUAGAGCUUUAUACAAAGGUGUAUGGUGAACCGAAGGCGCCAGGUGACAGCAUUGUUUUGUAUAGAACUUGGUGUUUGAAAUAGUGAAGUGUGAUAUAGUUUGCCCGGUUGUUCACGAUGCUUAUUUAUUUUAGGUUUGACACUGUUGCCUUCGCAGCGUCGUGUUGCGGAGAGUGCAAUUACUGACUUCUGGAGCCCAGUUGGAUGCGUUUCUCUGGGGGCGUGAAUGUAAUAUUUUUUUGGUUUGUGUCUUAGCACGACUGUGGAGUCCAAAGUGUCUUUGGCGUUUUAACCAAAGAUCCACAGGUCAUCCUUGAAAGCGCAUGUGGACGAGAGAUAUAGCCGGUGAUUGUCACAACUCUGUUUUUUCUUCCUCUAAAUAUGCAUGUAACUCUACGUUCGGGCUUGCUCAUCAGGAUUUUUUUUAAAUGCAGCAGUCUAGUCUCAGAUGAGGUACCAGCCCUUCAAAUGUCCCAGUGUCACGCAGCAGUACCGGAGAACAGACCGGAUUCGAUAUGCCGAGGCGGAGUUUGUGCAUCGUUUAAACCGAACUGGAGAAUGAAAUAAUAUGUUCCCUAAGGGUGAGUCAUUUUCACACCGCUGGAGAUUAGACAGAUUUGUAAGCAACCGUUGCAAUUUUGUUCGCGGGACUACUGGACGCAUUUCAUUGAAAUUUUAUUUCCACCGAUCAGGUGAAAGGGCAAUGACAAAAAGCUGUAAAAAGACAGCUUGCACACAUCUGGUUCUCACUUAUUUCAAGAUUACGCAGACAAAGAGCAAAAAGACCGUAAUGAAAGGUCUGCAAAAUGUAACCAUCUGCUGACACGCGUUUAACGGCUGCACUUGAAGCUUGGUAAGCGCCGUAUUUCUCUCUUACGUUCAGUCAAAGUAGCUCCUCUUCGCUGUCGCUUGGCUUUGACCAGCAGCUUGGUGCACUUGAGGAAAAGAAGAGCAAAGGGAUAAGGACAAAGUAUUGAGCUGUACCACUUUUCAUUGAAGGCUACACUGUACGAGCCUUCGUGUUUUAUAGGCAAUUGAUCGCAUAGUUAAUGUGUGUCGGUCACCACGGAUAUAUAGGACGUUGUGAAACACUAGUGGGGGCACAGCGUUUCGUGAGAUUUUUUGGGAAACUUUUGUAUUAUCUGAUUAUCACUGACAAUAUGUAGAAACAAGUGAUGUGCUUUGAGAGAUGAAUCGUUACAUUGAGUUUGUCACUACGUAUAUAUACUAUGGAAUGACGCGUGAGAGCUGGAUGGCGGUUCUUUAACUCCUAGCGCCUGAAUUUUGUACUUGGGGGGGCGCCUUGCCGUGCCUGCGAGUGAAUUUUUUGCACAGGGUGUCGUGUUUCAAGUUUCAUGACAAUCUCGAGCAAUAAGUUCCUUACGUUGUUCCAGACUCCGCCUCCUGGGGUUGCGAAUAAUUUUUCCACGUCACUAAGUAUAGGGAUUGGUGAUUAUUUGUAAUUGUUUCUGCAGUGGGUAGAGUAUAACGAAGUCAUAUUAGUUGAAAUCAAUUGAUAUUGUGGCAUUCAUGGACAAUUUAGGUUCACUAUAGUGGGUGGAGCCUUCCCCUCAUGAACCAAACAAUAGUUAUCUGGUGUUUUUGCGAUGCGGAUGUGUGUGUUCAAAGGAAAGGUCGCACAACUUUUUAAUAAUCAACACAGUAUUGGGCAGCAACAAUUUGUCGAUUUUGUAAGACGGCGUCAUCCUAUGCGUUUCCAUCAUACAUCAGUUGAUAGCUGAUCAAUCGCGUAUUUUAGUUGCACAUUUAUUGGCUCUCGAGUGUCUGUAAUGCUCACAUGGUUAAAACUUACGUAUAAUAUUAAUUUCAAAAGUUUGAUCAUUGGACAAGCACGCUUGUGCCUAAGACCUGACGAAUAGUUUCCCCCCAAUUCUAAUGGAGUGUGAAGAAACAAAAAUGUUACCCAGUGUUGUUGCUAUACAUUCGAAGUACAUUUCUACAUUAAGCAUCACGUUUUAAACAAAAUGUAAUAUAACUAUGUUAGCGACAACAAAAGUAAUAAUGUGAAGUCUUGUUGAAGCCCAACAAGGAAAACUUUGAACUUACUCGACUAAAAAGAGCAACAGAGAUGUUCCACAUUCAACCUAAAACGACAGCCAAUAAUGAAACCUUUCUGAACCAACCUUUCUGAACCUUUCACCAUUGCAUUAUAUGUUGCUUUUCUGAAAGUGCAAUAUGAAUAUAGUUGAUGUAUUUCAAUUUCUUCGAGUUAUUGUGGAACGGUAUGUAUGGCGGACGUCGGACAUGACGGUUCUGUUUGAAGUUGGAGGCGGCAUCAUUGCUCAAGUCUCGCAACAAAUUAUUGGUCUUCUUUUUCUUUUUGUUUUUUCACAUCGCUCUCGAACAUACGAUGGUGCUCGAAGUAGCGGCACUGGGGUGCUUUGUCAUUUCUUUCAUCUCCUGACACACAUUACGCGCACAUCUUCUUGUAACAUGUUUGUUGUGAAUGUAAUAAAGGCUCAUGUCUGUUCAUCUUUA
This is a messenger RNA of Ornithodoros turicata, 9969 nucleotides long. RefSeq names its product coiled-coil domain-containing protein AGAP005037-like. NCBI's taxonomy places the organism in Eukaryota, Metazoa, Arthropoda, Arachnida, Ixodida, Argasidae. Gene Ontology annotation, cellular component: cytoplasm. The transcript is spliced from 31 exons. The coding region runs from base 287 to 4513 and encodes 1408 amino acids. The record is from RefSeq and is a predicted model, not a curated record.